AAUUUACGCAGUUUUCCGCCAUGUUGAUAGCAGGAUGAAGAACCACUUGUUUGCCAUCAAAAACUUUCACGAUUAUUAAUACUUAAAACUUGAGAUACGCGAAAUAUUUUACUAGCAGUGAAAGGUUUCUAUUAUAGAGCAUUGUGCUUUUAAUCGACGUUGUACCGUGCGCAACACGUCCCACGCUCCACAUACGACCGCCAUAGUGCUGUACCGAUGAUGAGAAUUCUUAAAUAAGAAAGAGGAUACAGAUGUGAAACAGUUACCAGAAAAAUAUUUACUUUAUAUUUUUUAAACAUUUUCAGAAGCUCAGUUGGUCGAUACUCGUGUAAAAGAAGUCAUUAAUUUGUUUGUACUACUUCCGGUUAACAGUAUGGCUGUCAGUGUGUUGUGACGUACGCGAUAAUGCUUGCAGAAAGCAAGGUGAUAGAUAGGCGGACCUGUCCGCAAAGACAUGCUUGGUUCGUAUGUUUUAUUUGCAGCGAGGUGAUUUCUGUAUUGCAAGAUUUAUUUUAGGAGAAGGUUUUUUUAAAGCGUCGUUAAAUCACUUUCUAUCUGUCACGCUGUCUUAAGAGCAUGAAAAUUAGGCUGUUUACGAAAGUUGGUUAUGCCCAAGUUGGCUGUUGAAGCUGUAUGAGAGAAUAACCAGGAAAUGAUGAUGUUUAACGUGUACGAGGGACAUAGUGCAAAGUUUUUUAAUGCUGGUUGCUGCUGGGUUGCCUGUAAAACACUGUUACUUAUUUCUGUGUAUUUCGCAUUUUCCAUUGGGCUAACGUUUUAUCAGCGAUCUAUUUUACAGGUGCUCAACUUUCCCCUGUCAGUGGUUGUAAGCCAUCUGGUAAUAAAAUUCCUUUUGGCAUGGAUUUCACGGUAUUUAUGGCAGUGUUACACAUCACGGCCAAGGAUUACACUUAACUGGACUUUAUAUAUAACAAAAUUAUGCCCUACUGGAGUUGCAAGUGGACUGGAUAUAGCAUUUUCAAACUGGGGUCUGUCCCUAAUUACUGUGUCUUUGUAUACAAUGACAAAGUCAACCACUAUACUUUUUAUUUUAGGAUUUGCACUCCUCUUCCGAUUAGAGAGUAAGUCUUGGUCUUUGGUUGCAAUAGUUUUGAUGAUAUCAAGUGGUUUAUUUCUUUUUACAUAUAAAGCCACUCAGUUCAGCUUGGAAGGUUUCAUGAUCACUUUGCUUGCUUCAUUCAUGAGUGGCCUUCGCUGGACAUUAGCUCAGCUUAUCAUGCAGAAAUCAGAAUUAGGUCUGUCAAAUCCAGUGGACAUGGUAUACCAUGUACAGCCUUGGAUGAUUGUGUCUGUUCUACCAUUUGCAGUGGCUUUUGAAGGUCAUAGCAUAGCAAGCAGCUGUCACACAUUCCGAUAUCAUAGUGCCGGCCAAAUUCUUCAUUCUGCAGGUAUUGUUCUGUUUGGAGCAAUCCUUGGGUAUCUGAUGGAAAUUGCAGAAUUUUUAGUAGUUUGCCAAACAUCAAGUCUUACUUUAUCUAUUGCUGGGAUUGUCAAGGAAGCGAUGACGCUGUUGCUGGCCAUAUUGUUGGUUGGUGACCGCAUGAGUCCUGUGAACUUUGUCGGCCUGCUGUUGUGCAUGGCAGGUAUAAUGGUCCACACUUUGGGCCGCACAUCGGCGGCUCUACACUCCAGUGGUAACAGGCAGGAUGAAUACCAACUUACUGACAAGCUGCCCCUGCUGUCUGCAGAGGGUGAGACCCAUGUAAAAUUCCUGGUCCAUGAAACCAGUAGCAGUGAAGAUGAGAGUGGUGAUGACUCAAACCAAGUGCUCUUCAGUAUAAAGCAGAGGAGGGACAACCCUGUGAGAUAACCAUUUCUGCUGCUGGUGCAGCAGUACGUCUGUCUGUAUUUUACAGACAUGUGAUUUUAUAUGAGUAUUGUUUGCAUUUAAAAAGACAUGAUCUCUCUUUUAUACCAAGUGUACAUUCUUUUUAGUUGGAAUAAAGAGUUUAUAUACAAAGUAA
Schistocerca americana (American grasshopper) is the source of this 1985-nucleotide messenger RNA. RefSeq names its product solute carrier family 35 member C2. NCBI's taxonomy places the organism in Eukaryota, Metazoa, Arthropoda, Insecta, Orthoptera, Acrididae. The transcript is spliced from 7 exons. Bases 653 to 1831 code for a protein of 392 amino acids. Gene Ontology annotation, biological process: UDP-glucose transmembrane transport. The record is from RefSeq and is a predicted model, not a curated record. Gene Ontology annotation, cellular component: Golgi apparatus; endoplasmic reticulum-Golgi intermediate compartment; cis-Golgi network. Gene Ontology annotation, molecular function: antiporter activity.